This is a messenger RNA of Lynx canadensis (Canada lynx), 1291 nucleotides long. It is a transcript of the gene RAB27B, whose product is annotated as RAB27B, member RAS oncogene family. Gene Ontology annotation, biological process: positive regulation of exocytosis; melanosome transport. Gene Ontology annotation, cellular component: secretory granule; melanosome. Gene Ontology annotation, molecular function: GTP binding; GTPase activity. Bases 409 to 1143 code for a protein of 244 amino acids. Lineage: Eukaryota; Metazoa; Chordata; Mammalia; Carnivora; Felidae. The transcript has 8 exons. The record is from RefSeq and is a predicted model, not a curated record.
CGUUAGGACCGGGAGACACGCCUUCUUCUCGCCCAGACCUUGCAGAUCCCCGCGGCUCGGCCGACCCAGGGGUGGUGCUACCAGUCCUGCCACCGGCAGUCCCGACGGGCAGGGGCCGGGGACCCAUCCCGAGCCACAGGCUGGAGAGCGGGGAGCCGUCCCCAUGAGUGGCGCCCGGUAGAGCGGAUCCCGAGCGGCCGCUGGCGUGGACAAGCCCCGGGGCUCACGGGCUUGGGGAAGGGAAAGGAGGUUUCUGAAACCCGACACCCGGCCCUCUUCGCGAGGAAACUUCGCCGGCUGUUUCUCAGCACGAUCCUCUACCCGGAUGGGAUCAGCCCUUCUUUACGGCAAGAGGAGAUUCUUACGGAUGACCAAAAAAGAGUGAUCUUGACAGAUGUGUUUUAUGGAAUGCAUGAUGUAGAGACAGACCACAAAACCAUUCUAGUUACUGUCACAGAGGACACAAUGCCUGCCGAGUCCAUCACUAUGACCGAUGGGGACUAUGACUAUCUGAUCAAACUCCUGGCCCUUGGAGAUUCGGGGGUGGGGAAGACGACAUUUCUUUACCGAUACACAGACAAUAAAUUCAAUCCCAAGUUUAUCACCACUGUAGGGAUAGACUUCCGGGAAAAACGUGUGGUUUAUAAUGCACAGGGACCCAAUGGAUCAUCAGGGAAAGCAUUUAAGGUGCAUCUUCAGCUGUGGGACACUGCAGGACAAGAACGAUUCCGGAGCCUCACAACUGCAUUUUUCAGAGAUGCCAUGGGUUUCUUAUUAAUGUUUGACCUCACCAGUCAACAGAGCUUCUUGAAUGUCAGAAACUGGAUGAGCCAACUGCAAGCAAAUGCUUAUUGUGAAAAUCCAGAUAUAGUAUUAAUUGGCAACAAGGCAGACCUGCCAGACCAGAGGGAAGUCAAUGAAAGGCAAGCCCGGGACCUGGCUGACAAAUACGGCAUACCAUAUUUUGAAACAAGUGCAGCAACUGGCCAGAAUGUGGAGAAAGCCGUGGAGACCCUUCUGGACUUAAUAAUGAAGCGAAUGGAACAGUGUGUAGAGAAGACACAAGUCCCUGACACCGUCAACGGUGGAAACUCGGGAAAGCUAGACGGGGAGAAACCAGCAGAGAAGAAAUGUGGCUGCUAGUUCCUGCAUAGGAACUGAUCGUCAAAAACCCCACCCAAAUAUUACUUCCCAAAACGGCGGCAAACCACAAAAUUGUUGUUGAGUAGACCAUGCAUACUGGCAUAUCUUGCUUUUCUGCCUGAAAAAUCUAUUUUAAGAAACCAGAAUA